This is a messenger RNA of Camarhynchus parvulus, 1165 nucleotides long. RefSeq names its product chromosome 1A C12orf73 homolog (gene C1AH12orf73). The record is from RefSeq and is a predicted model, not a curated record. The transcript has 2 exons. Gene Ontology annotation, cellular component: mitochondrion. Gene Ontology annotation, biological process: mitochondrial respiratory chain complex III assembly. NCBI's taxonomy places the organism in Eukaryota, Metazoa, Chordata, Aves, Passeriformes, Thraupidae. The coding region runs from base 143 to 394 and encodes 83 amino acids.
GGGGGGCGUGAGGGCGGGGGGCGGCCGAGCCGAGGUGCGGGCGGUGUGUCGCGACUCACCCCGCCUGACGCGAUGCUCCCCGGUAAGGGCGGGCCUUCGCACCCUCUUCCUUGUUCCCUUCCCCCUCCCGGCGGCAGCGAGGAUGACGCACGUCCGGCGCGGUCCGUGCACAGGGCCCGCCCCCGCAGCCAUGCCCGCUGGCGCGCCGUGGCCCACCUACCUGCGGGCGCUGGCGGCCAGCAUGCUGGCCAUGUUCGCCGGGGCUGAAGUCGUGCACAGGUACUACAGGCCUGACCUUAGCAUACCUGAAAUACCUCCUAAGCCUGGAGAACUGAGAACUGAACUGUUGGGUCUAAAAGAAAGAUCAAGCAAAGUUCAGACUUCACAACACUGACCAGAGUUUAUUUUUGUUGUGAAAACUAGAACUGAUAAAAUAUUUAUCCAACUGUUUAAGUUCCAGAAAUACAUAUGUGAAAUACUGUGCUCUUGUCAUGUGUCUUUGCUUUCCUUUGAGCAGAGUUGCAGGCAGCAUUAAAAACAAACAUACAGUGAAUGUUGUUGGUAAAAGUCCCAUCAGUUGUGUGCCAAAAUGCUUGUGAGUUCAUAAAUCUGGAUUACAUUUUAAGUAUACUUCAGAAUAAGGCGUCAAACAAUGACACAGAUGUAUCACUGACAGGAAAUCUGCUUUGGUCCACUGUAAGGCUGGAAUCUUACCGUUUGGUCAUCUCAGUUAAAAUGGGGCAGAUUACACUGAAAUCAGAUUUGUUUGUGCUCCAUUUGGGCAUCUUCAUCUGUCUAUGGCUGCUUUUGAUAGCUGUAAAUACGCAAAACUCUGAAAGUGCCAGUUUACCUUUCAGUUUGGAAAUAGAAUCACCACAACACACUUGCACCAGGAACUUGAAGAUUCGGUCAUCAUCCUGGGAAGGUGGCUCAACAACCCAGUUUUGAAUGGUACAUAGAGCUUGGGAAGUUUGGGAUUGUUUUACUUGAGAAAGGUGCCAGGACAAAGCACAGGCUUCAUCCUCAGUUGUCACUUAAGUUUAACUUGUAAAAACACAGUCUGACACAUUGCCCGGUAAGGAAACAAAAAGCUCCCUAAUUCCUACUGCCAAAACACUUGGAAGUCUUGUAACAGCAGAGGGAUCCAGAAAUUAUCACAGUAAGU